This is a messenger RNA of Prunus avium (sweet cherry), 1653 nucleotides long. The record is from RefSeq and is a predicted model, not a curated record. Lineage: Eukaryota; Viridiplantae; Streptophyta; Magnoliopsida; Rosales; Rosaceae.
AUGAACACAAACUUACUCUAUGGAUCCAUACCACUGAAUCUUGGCAGCUUAAAGUACCUCAAAAUCAUUAGUGUGGCAGAAAACCAGUUAACAGGAGAACCUGGAGUUCCUCAACUAAGAUUCCUUUCUUCUUUAUUUAAUUGCAGUUCCUUGGAAAGUUUAGUUGUGACUUAUAAUCCUCUAAAUGGAAUUAUGCCCGAUUCCUUUGGAAAUAUUUCGUAUUCGUCCCUCCGUGAUUUUUAUGCACAAGGCUGCCAAAUCAAAGGUCCAAUGCCCACCACACUUGAUUCCUUGACAACUUUAACCCUCCUUUCAUUGGAUCACAACAACAUAAGUGGAAAUUUGCCGCCAUCAUUGGGAGGAAUGAGGAGCUUGCAGAGAUUGGUUCUCCACAACAACAGCAUUGAAGGACAUAUUCCCCAUGAGCUUUGUCAUACGAGAAAUCUGGGAGAACUAUCACUAGGAAAUAACAAAAUAUCCGGAUUGAUCCCGGAUUGCAUAGGAAACCUCAACCACCUGCAGAUACUUCUCCUCAAUUCCAACAACUUGACAUCAUCAAUACCAGUGAAUUUAUGGAACCUUGAAAGUCUCUUAUUCUUAGAUUUGUCAUUCAAUUCCUUCAGUGGAGAAUUACCUGCAAGAAUGAGAAACUUGAUUUCUCUUCAAGGGAUAGAUUUAUCUUGGAACCAAAUCAGUGGGAACAUUCCAAGCAACAUUGGAGCUUUUCAAAGCCUAAACUAUUUUAACAUGUCAAACAACAUGUUUAUGGGACCUAUUCCACAAACUUUUGGUGACCUAAAAGGCAACUUGCUUGGAGCAGGAAGUUUUGGCUCUGUGUAUAAAGGGAUUCUAUCUGAUGGGACAAUUGUCGCGGUCAAAGUUUUAAAUAUGCAAAUGGAACGUGCUUCGAAAAGUUUCAAUGCAGAAUGCAAUGUGUGGCGAGCAAUCCGGCAUAGAAAUCUUGUCAAGGUGAUAACUUCUUGCUCGAGCCCUGAGGUAAGAGCUCUGGUGUUGCAGUACAUGUCUAAUGGUAGCCUUGAGAAGUGGUUGUACUCUCACAAUUAUUGUCUAAAUCUUUUGCAAAGAGUUAGCGUGUUGGUUGAUGUUGCAUUAGCUUUGGAAUAUCUCCAUCAUGGUCAGUCAGAACUUGUGGUGCAUUGUGAUUUGAAGCCUAGCAAUAUCCUUCUGGAUGAUGAGAUGGUUGCACAUGUGGGAGACUUCGGCCUUGCUAAAAUUUUAGCAAAUAUUAAGGAUGCAACACAAACCAGAACUCUUGGUACGCUUGGUUAUAUUUCACCAGAGUAUGGUUAUGCAGGAAUAGUGUCAACAAGAGGUGAUGUAUAUAGCUUUGGGAUUAUGUUGUUGGAACUAAUUGUGAGAAAGAAGCCUACAGAUGAAAUGUUUGCUGAAGAAUUGAGUUUGCGGCAGUGGAUAAACGCGUCGCUCACUGAUAGGGUUCUGGAAGUGGUAGAUAUAGGUUUAUUGAACACAGAAGAGGGAAGAGACAUGAAUGCCACAGAAGACAUCAUUUUUUCAAUCAUGGAAAUAGGACUGAGGUGUUCUGAAGAUGUGCCAGAGAAAAGAAUGGACAUCAAGGAUGUGGUGCCCCAGCUCAUGAAAAUAAAAUUGGGACUUGAAAGUAGUAGAAAUUAA